Ipomoea triloba (trilobed morning glory) is the source of this 809-nucleotide messenger RNA. Its product is annotated as 50S ribosomal protein L27, chloroplastic. Gene Ontology annotation, molecular function: structural constituent of ribosome. The record is from RefSeq and is a predicted model, not a curated record. The coding region runs from base 77 to 664 and encodes 195 amino acids. Gene Ontology annotation, cellular component: ribosome. Gene Ontology annotation, biological process: translation. NCBI's taxonomy places the organism in Eukaryota, Viridiplantae, Streptophyta, Magnoliopsida, Solanales, Convolvulaceae. The transcript is spliced from 4 exons.
GAUAAGGUUUUAAAUCUGCGUUUGUACUCCGACCAGCACAGCAGCGCAGCGGGGAGCUACAUUUCACAGACGUAGAAUGGCGGCCGCAGUCAUGAGUUUCAAUCUAGUAGGAGCUUUCAAAGGACUGUCCUUAAAUUCCAGCUCCUCCUCGUCUUUCGUCAGAGGUGACUUCGCUCCGGUUCAUGUCGGCCAUAAGAUAUCGGUGUCGUUUCCGUUGAAAUCUCCGGUGCCGUUGACAAUUGAGUCGGCGCACAAGAAGGGGGCUGGAAGUACCAAGAACGGCCGAGACUCACCUGGCCAAAGGCUCGGUGUCAAAAUUUUUGGUGAUCAAGCCGCAAAGCCCGGCUCCAUUAUUGUUCGCCAGCGAGGCACCAAGUUCCAUCCAGGGAAGAAUGUUGGACUUGGCAAGGAUCACACAAUCUUUUCCUUGAUUGAUGGACUGGUCAAAUUUGAGAAGUUUGGUCCAGAUAGGAAAAAGGUUAGUGUGUAUCCGCAUAUAGCACAGCCAGAGAACCCCAACAGCUACAGGGCACGGAAGAGGGAGGCGUUUAGAUUACAACGCGAGCGUAGAAAGGCACGAAGGGAAGGAAACUUUGACGUUCCACCACAGUUGCUGGUGCUUGCUUCAGCAGAUGAAUCCUUGGACAACAAUCCAACAUGCUGACCUCAUCUACCAAAUUGUGUAGUUUUAUGCUUCUGUUUGUAAAUGAAAGCUACUGCAAAGCACGACACUAAGCAUCCGUUUUGUAUUCUGUUGAAUCCUUCCAUUUAAAUUACGCAAGAAUGUGGUUAUUUGGUUGUUACCUUAA